GGGAAGAGAUGCUGGGUGGAGGAGCCUCUUCCGCUGCGUAACAGGCGCCCGGCGCCCGCCCGGUCGGGUCCCGGUCCCGGAGCGCCCCAGGGGCGGUAGGGCCGGCGGCGGCGCGGGGCUGGUCGGCUGGCGGGGCUGCUUCCCCCCGGCCGAGCUGCAGGGGGAGCAGCGGCAGGCAGGCAGGCUGCGCGACUCGGGUCGGGGAAGAUGGCGGCCGCGGCUCAGGCGCUGAGCUGCUCGGGGUUGCUGCUGGCCGCCGCCGCCCUGGCUCUGCUGGCCGUGGCCAUCGGCACCGACUGCUGGUACGAGACGGACGCGCGGCGGCACCGGGAGCGCUGCCGGGGCUUUGGCCACAAGCGCCACGCCAAGAACGACCCGCCGGGCUCCAUGUCCGCGCCCAGCCCGCACCUGCCACUGCGCGCCCGCCCGCCGCGAGCCCUCGUGCCCGGCCAGACCCCGCCGCCCGCCGCGCUCCCCGCCGCCGCCGCCCUCGCCCUGGAGUCGCACUGCGGCCGCCGCUUCAACUCCACCGUCUCCGGCCUCUGGCGGCGGUGCCACCGGGCGGGCUUCGAGACCGAGAGCGAGGAGCUCAUCCGGAAAGGCGUUAUUCAGCGCUGCACAGCUGUGAAAUAUCACUACACCUCCUCUUCUCUGCCACGCAACUUGCCUGUUAAUAUUACUAACACCAUCCGUCAGGAUGAAUGGCAUGCCCUUCACCUGCGGAGAAUGACAGCUGGCUUCAUUGGUAUGGCCGUCUCCAUCAUCCUCUUUGGGUGGAUCAUUGGCAUGCUGGGUUGUUGUAAACAGCAUGAACUCAUGCAGUAUGUAGCUGGACUGCUUUUCCUCAUGGGAGGUACAUGUUGCAUCAUCUCCCUUUGUACAUGUGUGGCUGGAAUAAACUUUGAGCUGUCUCGUUAUCCCCGCUAUGUCUACGGGCUACCAGAGGACAUCAGUCAUGGCUAUGGCUGGUCCAUGUUCUGUGCCUGGGGAGGCCUGGGACUAACACUUUUGGCAGGAUUCCUAUGCACACUAGCCCCCUCCCUUAAUACUCCUCGGACUGUUGUACAGAAACCCAGACAGGAGAAUGGUGCAGUGUGAUAACCACAGAAAGAACAGCACAAGAGACUCUAGCGAGCCCAGUCCAGCUCCAGCAGUAGGUGCCAUCAACGCAGCAUGGCCAUCCAUCAAAGAAUCACUGAGCAGGGCAGCCCCCUCUCUGGAACUAUCUAAAAGAUUCAGAUUGCUUUUGACAGAGACCUGUAGGAACAUCACUCUUGGAUUCUUCAGCCUGCCUGUCUUUUAAUACAGCCAAACUGGCCAGGGUUAUUUUGUGCUCCUGGCUUGCCUAAAGGAAAGUUUUCUGUUAAACUGGGUGUGAUGAUCUAUGUGCUAUUAUGUUGAAUCAGAUUUCUGCUAGAAGCAGAAGCCACUGUGAAUUCCCUUUGGGAUCUCGUGACUCUGGGGAUCUCCAUUUCUGACAGAACACUGAGUUCAAGUCAGAGGUGAAGGCCAAAGGGAAAUCCACCCAGCCUCAGUAUUGAUUCUCCUCUACAGCACCAACACAAUGCUGUUAUAGGUGUAGCACUGACUACUGCAUUAACUUUCAGCACCAGCUUCUUUUUAGAGGGCUUUUAGUCAUCCAGACAGGGAGGGUGUAAAGCCCUUCUUUUGGACUACUCACUAUCUGAAUCUGGUCAUUCUAGAAGCCAAGUACCUGCAACAGAAGUUGUUUGUAAAAUAACCUGUAGGACAAUGGAUGGACAAGCUAGAAAAAUGUGUAUAAAAGCUUUGGGUGCUGGAGGAAUUCUUUCACAAGAGGGUAGGCAGCUGCAGCUCAGCUCACAGACUUCUACGGAUAUGUGUACAACUGAAUCAAGGUUCUUGCUUGUGAAAUUCUUGCUCCAGGUAGCUGUGAAGUGGAGAAAACUCAAUCAGCCCAGCAAAUGAACCAGAGCUGCUAUCCAACAAAUAAUAAUCGUAGCAACUGCUAAAGCAGCAAAUGGACUUUUGCCAACCCUUCAGACUGAAUGUGGAAAGUGCAGAUUUGUUAAUGAUUAUUCUAAUUAUUUUGGAAGUUGAGUAUUCAAGAUGAGCACACAGACUGAAAAAUUCAACAGCCCCUCAGCAACAUCCUUUCACAACAUGUAGAAAAAGAAGCUCUCUCUAGUGAAGGAACUCAGCUUGCUGACAAGUAGAAGAACUGGGGCUAACUCAGGAACAUCAACAAUGGUGCUGGGGCAGGAGAAGAGCACUGGCCUGUCCUCAUUGUGCUGUGCUCCUUUUCUGUCUCCCCAAAAGACUGCACAGGAGCCUUUUUUAAAAAGAGAGCUGUUUACAUUGUAUUUUUAAGUGGCAUGUGAUUAAUUACUCAGUGCUAAAGUAAUUGUAUUUAUGGAAAGUGUGAUUUUUUUAAAUGGAAGCUGUAAGUCUCAACAGGCAUUCAAUUAAAAGGCUUGGAAGUUC
Messenger RNA from Sphaerodactylus townsendi, 2463 nucleotides. RefSeq names its product transmembrane protein 178B-like. The record is from RefSeq and is a predicted model, not a curated record. NCBI's taxonomy places the organism in Eukaryota, Metazoa, Chordata, Lepidosauria, Squamata, Sphaerodactylidae. The coding region runs from base 208 to 1098 and encodes 296 amino acids. Gene Ontology annotation, cellular component: membrane. The transcript is spliced from 4 exons.